CCCGUCCCUAUUUUUCCUCUCCACACGGUGCUUAUGCGGUGCUCUGCUCGCGAUAGUCGUUUGCCACUGAAUCCAUGGGGGGAGGGGCUGAGGGGUCGGCGCUUGGCAGAUGCUUCUUGAGCAACAUCGAGGAUGGCGAAAGGGAGAGGAGCAGGAGAUGCGCCAGGGGCCGGGAUCUGGGACUCUCCAUCGACGAUGCGGUUAUUCUUGUUGGCGUAUGCUGCGGCCGCGGGAACUUACACGUCGACAAAAAGAGGCGCGGACCGGGAGGAUGGAAGUCCGCUGCUCGGUUUGGGAGACGUGUCCGCAGCGGCCUGAACCUGGGCAGUGGAGCGCCGCCUGGAAGGCUGGGAGCUCUGUUCUUACAGCGGUGGGUUGAAGCGGAGCUAGAAGGGGUGGACCGAUGGUCUGCGUGGGAUGUGGAGGAGGGUUUCAUCACCGUACCCACGGCGGACGAAAAUAGGGGAUGAGAUGCGAGAGCCCAGACCC
Lolium rigidum is the source of this 489-nucleotide messenger RNA. RefSeq lists its product as uncharacterized. The coding region runs from base 75 to 470 and encodes 131 amino acids. The record is from RefSeq and is a predicted model, not a curated record. The transcript is spliced from 2 exons. NCBI's taxonomy places the organism in Eukaryota, Viridiplantae, Streptophyta, Magnoliopsida, Poales, Poaceae.